UGACGUCAUUGGGCGGUCCGGAAGCGCCGUUACGCGUGGGACCCUCGAGCUCUGCUGUCACCGGCAUGGCCCGCUCUCGCCGCUGCGGUGCGCACCGAGCGCACUCCUUAGCCCGCCAGAUGAAGGCUAAGCGGCGGCGGCCGGACCUGGAUGAGAUUCACCGCGAGCUGCGGCCACAGGAGGCCGCGCGACCCAAGCCGAACCCAGACUCGGAGCCCGACCCCGACCUGCCCGGGGGCGGCCUGCACCGCUGUCUGGCCUGCGCGAGGUACUUCAUCGAUUCCGCCAACCUUAAGACCCAUUUACGAUCCAAAGGCCACAAAAAAAGGUUGAAGCAGUUGACCAUCGAACCCUACAGUCAGGAAGAGGCAGAGAGGGCAGCAGGUAUGGGGUCCUAUGUGCCCCCCCAGCGGUUGGCAGUGCCCACAGAAGUGUCCACUGAGGUUCCUGAGAUGGACACGUCUAUCUGAAGAUGAAGGGCAGAGGAGCUGCCCACGGACUAUGCUACAAUGGCUAGACUGGGAGAGAGUGUGCCAACCUUUUUGGGCUCUGGGUUUGAGGUUUAGAUGGCUUUUUCUGAUGCCUUUCCUUCAAUAAAGGAACUGGACAAA
Dipodomys spectabilis (banner-tailed kangaroo rat) is the source of this 611-nucleotide messenger RNA. It is a transcript of the gene Znf593, whose product is annotated as zinc finger protein 593. Bases 66 to 470 code for a protein of 134 amino acids. Gene Ontology annotation, molecular function: nucleic acid binding; zinc ion binding. Lineage: Eukaryota; Metazoa; Chordata; Mammalia; Rodentia; Heteromyidae. The record is from RefSeq and is a predicted model, not a curated record. The transcript has 3 exons.